UAUUUGCUUUCAUUUUUUGCAUUGUAUAUAUAAUAUUUUUUUACUGAAUAAUAUAGACUCAUUUUGUACUAUUAUACUUUUAACUUUUCCUACCAACAACAAUUGAGCAUGCUCAAAUAGAUUAUUACAUACUUAUUGUGGUUACUGUUUAGCCAUUAAGCCAAUGAAUUAUGAGAUAAUUGAUCAAUGUGUUCCUGGUCCUGGUGUCCAGUUGAAACUUGACCAUGUCCUUUAUGAAUCAUGUGACUGUCAUGUGACCUGUCAAAAGGAGGAGUGUCCCUGUAUAAAGAAAUGCUUGUAUGAUGAAUAUGGAAGACUUUCUCAGGAACUUAUGUCAGAGACAACGUGUCCAAUAUUUGAAUGCAAUUCAAAGUGUACAUGUACCUUAGGCUGUAUCAAUAGAGUGACACAAAGAAAAGGAACUGUGUUUGAUAAAGUAAUGGUAAAGGAGACUAGUAAUAAAGGAGAUGGGUUGUUUGCUAAGGAGGACAUUCCUAUAGGAACAUUCAUUGGGGAGUAUGUUGGUGAGAUUAUUAGGGUCUCAACAGCCAAGGAAAGAUUGCAGAGCUUGUCUCCUCAAGACUCUUGUUACAUAGUACAAUUUAAGGAGAAUAGUGAGGGCUCUGAUGUGAUCAUGACAACUUGCAUUGAUGCUCGUUUUUAUGGCAACUACACUCGCUUCAUAAAUCACUCUUGCUCUCCUAAUUUGGUGAUGGUAGCCGUUCGUCGUGACUCCAUUGUCCCUAGUCUUUGUUUCUUUACAUGUGCAGCUGUUGGAGCUGAGGAGGAGCUGUGCUUUAGCUAUUGCGAGGGAAGUGAGACUGAUGAGGUCUCAUUGGGUCAGAAACCUUGCUUCUGUGGAUCAACAAACUGCAGAAAAUAUUUACCACUGCAAAGUAGUUAAUUAUUGAUUAUUAAAAUUAAUGUUAAUCUUA
Amphimedon queenslandica is the source of this 935-nucleotide messenger RNA. Its product is annotated as histone-lysine N-methyltransferase SETMAR-like. The record is from RefSeq and is a predicted model, not a curated record. Gene Ontology annotation, cellular component: nucleus. Gene Ontology annotation, molecular function: histone methyltransferase activity; protein binding; zinc ion binding. The coding region runs from base 164 to 904 and encodes 246 amino acids. The transcript has a single exon. NCBI's taxonomy places the organism in Eukaryota, Metazoa, Porifera, Demospongiae, Haplosclerida, Niphatidae.